AUGAACCUGUUCGUAUUUAUCUCAAGUUGUUCCUAUGACUCGCGAGCCGGUGAAUUAAGAUGUCAACCGGUCAAUCUGGUUACCAGUAGUAUUUUUGAUUUACUGUAUAUUUCAGGCUACCAGCAGUAUUUUGACCGGUUCGCCACGGAAGGUUUGCUGGACAAGGAGGGAUUUAAGAGAGUUUUACAAUGUCUGGGCGCGGAUCCACCGCAAUGUGUAGUAGACAAGAUCUUCGCCGAACACGAUAAAGAUGAAAAUUCUCAGUUAAAUCAGGAAGAAUUCCACGAAUGGAUCCAGGACCGAAUCAAGUCCAAGCCCCAGAUGCGGGACUCCCUAAUGGAGAGUCUGGACAUUCUAUUUCCCGGACAGGACGCGGUCAAUAUAGACGAACUCCUGGAAAAACUCUCCGAACUCGGCGAACAGUUCGACGACACGGAGAGGACUUAUGCAAGCAUGAUGCUGACACAGUUUGAUAGUAACAAAGAUGGUGCUAUUGCCAACACAGAACUUAGUACCUGUUUCUACUCUGAUGACAAACAAAUUGAGGAUGCCAACCAGGAAGUAGAAGAAACAAAUGAAGAGGAAGGACACCAGGAAACAGCUGAAGAGGAAACACAGGAAGUGACAGAGGAAAACCAGGAGGUGGAAGAAGAGAAGCAGGAGGAAACAGAGGAAAAAGAGGAAGUGACAGAGGAAACUCAAAAAGUGACAGAGGAAACUCAAGAGGUGACAGAGGAAGUCCAGGAGGUGAACGAGGAACCUGAAGAAAAAGCAGAAGAAAACCAGGAAGUUGUGGAAGAAAAGCAGGAGGAAACAGAGGAAAAGCAGGAGAUGGCAGAGGAAAGUCAGGAAGUGACAGAGGAAAGUCAGGAGGUUACAGAAGAAAAUCAAGAAGCAAAAGAGGAAACUGAGGAAAAGGCAGAAGAAAAUGAGGAAGUAAAAGAGGAAACAACAGAAGAAGCAAAGGAAAUUACGGAGGAAACAGAAGGAAAUCAGACAGCAGUACAGGAAAGUCAGCAGGAAUCUCAAGGAAACCAGGAAGCCACAGAGGAUACACAGGAAACAAAUUAAGGAUGAAUCUGGGAAUCAGGAAGGGGCUGAAUAAAGGAUAAUCUUCCCAUUUAACUUUUUUUAAAAUUAAAUGGCGUUCUACACAAAAUUAUAUAAAUAUGCAUUUUACACCAAACAAGCUCCAAUACCAAGAGGGCAGUCAUUUUUUUUGGUUUUAAAUCAUUGGAUUCAGUAAUAGUGAAAUUUUGUAAUCUUUUUCCGUUCUUCAAGCUUUAUUUUGCCUUUGUAUACCAGGCAAGAAUUCAGACAGAUGUACAUAAAUCUAUAAUUAUUACAAUUACUGGAACCAGCGGUCAGUUACUGCAGAUAAUGUGCUUUCAAAAAUGAUUGAAUUCCUCUAAUCUAGUCUCUAUUUCCAUGGUGACUAUAUAUGUGAUAUUAGUUCAAGAUAUUUUUGUACAUGUACCUGUGUGAUUAGAUACUUUGUGUCAAGACUUUUCAUAUCUUAUCUAUAUUAAUUUUUAAUUAAUAAUUCAUUAUUCUUGCUUCAAGAGUAAAUUAAUAAGUUAAUUACCUGUGUAAGCAAGAGGUUUCCGUUUCAAGGAAAUCAUCUCAUAUGUUUACA
Saccostrea cuccullata (small rock oyster) is the source of this 1636-nucleotide messenger RNA. RefSeq names its product probable inactive protein kinase DDB_G0270444. The record is from RefSeq and is a predicted model, not a curated record. Gene Ontology annotation, molecular function: calcium ion binding. The coding region runs from base 1 to 1071 and encodes 356 amino acids. Lineage: Eukaryota; Metazoa; Mollusca; Bivalvia; Ostreida; Ostreidae. The transcript has 4 exons.